GCCCUCACGGCCGCUCCGAACCGCCGCUGCGCCGCGGGGAGCAGUGGCAGCCGGCGGCGGCGAUGGCGGAAGCGGGAGAUGCUAAGGCGAGGGGUCCGCUGUCCGCGCUGCGGCCGCGAAUGGCGACGCUGGGCCGGCGGCUGGCAGCCCUCAAGGGAGCUGGCGGCGACGAUACGUUCUUAGCAAGAGGCUCUGCUACCUUGGAGAAAUUGAAGGAUCUUUGUAAUGAAGGGAAAGAACAUCCUUCAACACUUUUGCAGCUUUAUACACAGGCUGUCUUAGACAUUACAUAUUUUGAAGAAAACCAGCUUGUAGAUGAAUAUUUUCCAGAAGAAUCCUCCUUGCAAAAAGUUAAAGAACUUACUUGUGUUCUUUCAGAACCAGAGGACCUAGUGAGAGAAUACAACAUAAAUGAAGAACUCAUCAACAUCUUUGGUGCAGAGCUCCUAGAAUGUCUUUAUUGGAGAAAAGGAGCCCUGCUAUACAUGUAUUGUCAUACAGUAAAAGAAAGAAGUGAAUGGCUACAAGAAAACAUUGCCAUAUUUAAAAAGUGUCUUAAUGAUGGAGUUCAUUACCUGAUGAAGAUGCUGAGCUUUAGAUGCUCUCUUGUGUUAAAUGAAGAUACCUCACUGCAAGAUAAAGACACAGCUAAAUUGCUCAGUGAAGGUGUGUUUAGUGACACUCACUUACUGGCCAUGAUGUACAGUGGAGAAAUGUGCUACUGGGGACUGCAACACUGCGGAGAAGAGAAUCGAGAAAGCCGUGGAACAGUAGAUCCUGUUUCUAAUGUUGGCCUGGGCUGCAGAUCACAGAGUAUGUCACUUGAUUUCCGAGAAACAGGCAAAGCUACAUUAACAAAGUAUGUGACUAUAUGUGAGGGACCUUUAAAAGACCAAGGGUGGAACACAGCGACUGCAAAACAAAUCUUGUGUUACUUUAUGAAAACCCACAACUGAAGUAACUCUACUGUGGCUGUGCUGCAAGAAACUUUAUGUCCUAAGAGCACACUUUGGGAGGCGUUCUCUGCUUCAGUGUCCGACCAUUCUUCUCAUCAAAAUGUGUGCUUUUGUUGCAUUAAAAAAAAACACAAACCGAAACAAAACAUGGAUUCAAAGAACUCCUGGAACCACAGGUCCAAAGUCUGAUGAAGUAAUUUUUAAAAAGGAAUAAUAAUAAAAUAGAGAUAGUAAUAAAUGACGGUUUCAU
Messenger RNA from Calypte anna (Anna's hummingbird), 1206 nucleotides. It is a transcript of the gene RIMOC1, whose product is annotated as chromosome Z C5orf51 homolog. Gene Ontology annotation, biological process: mitophagy. The transcript has 6 exons. The coding region runs from base 63 to 956 and encodes 297 amino acids. The record is from RefSeq and is a predicted model, not a curated record. Lineage: Eukaryota; Metazoa; Chordata; Aves; Apodiformes; Trochilidae.